CACUGGACUCAGUGAGAAAAAUUGGCUACUAAGUUAUGAGCUUAACAGAGAGAUUCUUCCUCUCUAGCUUUAGUUCUGAGUAGAGCUAUUCCACGGAUUGCCAUUGACUCAUGUAGAAGUCUGGCUCUUAUUACUUUUAUACCACUAUUUCAACUUCUGCGGCUGCUCGAUAAUAAGAUCGUUACACAACUCAUUUUCCUAUUUCGAUGUUAUACUGGCAAACCUCUUAUACGACUUAGUAUAACAUUUAGAGAAAGUUAACCUGAACUCAGAGAUUGUUUCUCCCAGGAUGGAGCCAGCAAUAAGUGAAGGAGAGAAAGGUCAACCUCAUCAGGAGACCCCCUCACUACCAGAAAACUCAGCCAACACUGGACAUGGUGAGCAAACAGUCACCGCCGACUCUCACACAAAGCCAACAGUAAAUGUGCCUCUUGCAGAGGGCUCAACUGUUCCUCAAAAACGGCCUGCGGAUGACGAAGCCGCCGAGCCUAUGUCCAAGAACGCUCUCAAGCGUUUGAGAAGACAGCAGCAAUGGGAAGCCGGAAAAGAGGAGCGCAAGCAGAAGCGAAAGGAUAGUCGAGUCGCACGCAAAGUCCGCAAGCGUGAAGAAAGAGCAGCACUUAUCGCUCAGGGCAUCGAUCCAAAUGCCAAUAGGCAGCAGAAACCUCCUUCAGUCAAUGUGCCUGUCACACUCAUCUUCGAUUGUGAUUUUGAGCAGUACAUGCGCGAGAAGGAGCUCAUCUCGCUCGGCAGCCAAAUUACCAGGUCAUACUCGGAGAACAAAAAUGCGAGAUAUCGUACACACAUCUUCGUCUCGGACUGGAAUGGGAAACUGGCUGAGCGGUUCCACCAGAUCCUUGAUGACAAACACAAGAAUUGGAAGGGUAUUGACUUUGUGGACGGAGAUUUCAUCGAGUGUGCGAAGCAGGCUCGGGAGAGGAUGAGGGAUCCGAGUGAUCGUGUGAUCGAUCAACUUCAGAGGAGCUUGGACAACAGAAUCCCUUGGGUGAGAGACGAAAAAGACCCUCUCCCCUUGCCUGAUCCCGAGCCUGAGCCCGCUCCCGAGUACCAGGACAUCGUUUACCUGUCAUCAGACUCACCGUACACACUCGAACGCCUCGAACCCAACACAAGCUAUGUCAUCGGCGGCCUCGUCGACAAGAACCGCGAGAAGGGGCUGUGCUACAAACGAGCAAGGGAACGUGGCAUCCGAACGGCUCGGCUGCCUAUCGGCCAGUACAUGGUGAUGCAGAGCCGGACGGUUCUAGCAACAAACCACGUCGUCGAGAUCAUGCUCAAGUGGCUCGAGUAUGAGAACUGGGGCGAUGCGUUUAUGAGUGUCAUCCCUAAGCGCAAGGGCGGUCAUUUGAGAGACCAGAGGGGUGAAUCAGGUGAGGCCGAAGUAGCUGAGAGGCAAGGGGUCGAGGAGCCCGAGGAGGAGGAUCAAGAGAUCAAGGACCCUGAUGCUGAAGAGACCACCCCUCAAACGAGUACCCCUGAAGUCGAAGCUCCCUCAAAGUAGAAAUAUCUGUAUUAGUGCCUUACUGCGCCAGCCAGUUCCAAAAGUAAAUACCAAAUAUACUGUUCAUAAGUCUGUUCCAUCUCAUCUCGCAUCUAAAAGUCCAUGGUUUCAUCCUCCCGCUCCCGCUUGACCUUGACAUCCUUCUCAUCUUUCAUCAAUCCAUUGACAAAAUGUCUGAACUGCUCGAUAUAUGGCUUCAGGCUUGUCUUUUCCCAGUCAGCUGUGCCUUUGCCAUCCUCCUCCUCCUCCCCCUUCCAGGAGUCGAUCUCGGCCAGAAGUUCCUGCACUGUAGGCACACUUAGAGGAUCAAAGUCCUCAAGAUUCUUUGUGUUAAUGGGCACACAAACUCGGCCAGUACCAGGAUGCACGACAAAAGGACUCUUCAGCAAAUGGUUAAGUUUCUUGCUGACUUCAAUAUCCAGUCGGGGGUAGGUGUAUUCUAAGACGAUGUCUUGCUUGGCUUCAAGGAGCUGUCUGGCGUCGAGGUUUUUGCUGGCGCCUGCCUUUGCCACAGCGUCAAUGUCUGCCCAUUUUGAGGCAGAUGCACGUCCUGGAGCGGCAUCCCAUUUCCUUCUGAGUGAUUCGUUGAGAUUCUGGUUUGGGAGAAGCUGCAACAGCUUCUCGGAUUGCUCAGCAGAAGCCCAUGGGUCUUGGACAUCAAGAACGUCUUCUUGGAAAUGAGUUUUCAGGAUUUCCAGACUUCGUCUGCAACGAAUUAGUGUGCCGUCUUCAGAAGGGUGCAGGUCAUGAACUCACGCCAAAUGAGGAUGUAAUGGCCUCCUCACAUUCACCUUCUUUCCGCUCUGUGCACCUCCCUUGACCACCUCAAGAUAGCCUGCAAUUGCUCUUCUCUUCUGAUCGUCCAUGCUUCGAACCUUCUUAUCGCAAACCCAGGCGUGAGCACCUCGUCGUCCCGAGUACACCCACAUGAUGUGCUUGAAGCCAAAGUCUUCCCUCAGCGCAACAUCUACCACUUUAAUAGCCAUUGUCAUGAACUGCCAACACUUGUUGCAGAUGUUGGCCUUGUCACAGCAUGUUCGAAUAUCAUCGUAAUCUGUCAAAUCUAUAUCGAAACAUAGCUCUUUCGCGAGGGGCUUGAAGGCGGAUGAGUUGCGGAGUUGCUUUCGGUCACGGGGAUUGGUGGUGUACACUGGUCCGAUUUCGAAACGAGAUGGCAUUAAUCGGAGAACGUCCUUACGGAGCCUGUAACAAUAUAAGUAUUAAAACGCAUUGAGCUACGAGAUCGCGUACAUAUCGGCAGUAGGGAAGGAUUGGUAUCGGAGGUAGGCGUCGUUCUGGAGAGUGAAAGCGAACUCUCGGUUGCCGAAGUCGUUUGUUGGGGUUGGACUGUGAUUGAGCCACUGAAAUAGGUAUCGCCAUGGGAAUAAUCGCUGAUAGAAGCUUCGCAUGACCUCAGGAUCUGAGGCUGUCAAUGUCAUAGCAUCGCUAUAACCAA
This is a messenger RNA of Fusarium verticillioides 7600, 2978 nucleotides long. Its product is annotated as tRNA (guanine-N(1)-)-methyltransferase. The transcript is spliced from 2 exons. Lineage: Eukaryota; Fungi; Ascomycota; Sordariomycetes; Hypocreales; Nectriaceae. Gene Ontology annotation, molecular function: tRNA binding. Gene Ontology annotation, biological process: tRNA N1-guanine methylation. Gene Ontology annotation, cellular component: nucleus. The coding region runs from base 290 to 1522 and encodes 410 amino acids. The record is from RefSeq and is a predicted model, not a curated record.